AUGGCUCUCCCUCAGAUCGGCCUGAACGCAAUUGGGUCCAACCUUACUCUUGGAUCUCAGAGCCCUGUGUUCACCUACCUGCCUGCACGGGACGGGAGCGUCAACAACGGAUGGAACGCGUCCUACACAGGGACGACACAUGCAGAGGCCUAUGGCGGCGGUGUAGGUGUGGGAACAGCGUAUCGUGAGACACAGAUGGAUGGGGCGAGCGUCGGCCUGUCGUAUAAUGGGACCUCGGUCUACUUCUGUCUUGGGCUUAGCAGCUACCCGGCUUCCUUCCAGCUCACGGUCGAUGGCAUCACUGGGGCGUAUACGAUCCAGCAGUCCUCCGACCCUGCCUGUGAUGGGUAUGAAGGUGCCGAUUCUGUCGUGCUUGUGAACAACCUCCAGGAUGGCGCGCACGAGGUCUCCCUGAGCGUGAGUGUCGAUCAGCCUGGAUAUGUACGGUUUUAUGGGGCUGUCGUCACCCUCAUCGGAGGUAGUACAGAGCAAGUCCUGAAACGUACGAACAUCUCUUGGGCAGAUAAAAGCUGGAUAUACGAGCCUACUGGAGUGUGGGGUAAUCGACCAGACUAUGACCUGUUCAACAACUCACUCGCCAUCGGCGAUCUGGAGGGAAGCUCCAGGUGGGCGCGUACGUACGAUCCAACCUCUAUAGCGGAGAUCAGCAUCACCGACACAUCCGUCUUUUACUUGCUCGGCCCCAUAGGCCCCAAAUUCGCCAACUACACGGUCUCGUUCUCCGGCGCUUCGCAGACCUUCAUCCCAACAAACUACUUCGCCGCCUACCAGCAAGUGCUGUACUUCGCUGGCUGGCUGGACCCGACACUAGCAUACACGCUUACCCUGCAAAACUGGGACGAGCAAAAUCCAGCUCAGACGAGCGCUAUGUACCUCGCAAUUGAUGCGUUGGUGCUUAUGAAACCUGUUGCAGCAAGUGAGUACCGGCAUCCCCGCGUACGAAACCAGGUGCCCCACAUGUGCUCUCGUGGACCAACCUACCCAGAUUCCCACAUAUAUUUCAUCCCCCUCCACCCACACAUCGCUAGCACCCGCAAUAGCCGGUGGAGUAGUGGGCGGCCUGGUACUCCUCAUCGUGCUAGUUCCACUCCUGAUGCUCUCACGUCGGAGGCAAUGGAAGACGCAACGAGAUCUCGCAGGAGAAGAAGCACCUUUGCGACACGACCGUUCUCCAUCCUCCCAAACCCAAACCAAUCCCUACAGGUUCUCGAAGCCUAUAUUACCCAGAGGCACAUCUAUCUCAUCGUCUCAACUCCUGCCCCAGAGGCCGGCAGUGACCAUCUGCACGCAGAACCUCGUCCGCCCAAUAUCGACAGAUUCUGUCAUCUCUAUCUCGCCCCAGUGCACAGCGACAGAGAAGGCUCCUCCUUCCUCUUCGGGGCUGAGCCAGGACACACCAGUAACGAGGACCAUAUCACGAACGACGUCGAGGACACGAACUACGCCGCUGGGAGCAAGCAGCUUGCGCCCUGA
Molecule: messenger RNA, 1494 nt
Organism: Dacryopinax primogenitus
Lineage: Eukaryota; Fungi; Basidiomycota; Dacrymycetes; Dacrymycetales; Dacrymycetaceae
Exons: 5
Coding region: 1-1494 (497 amino acids)
Source: RefSeq, a predicted model, not a curated record